Messenger RNA from Lineus longissimus, 1760 nucleotides. RefSeq names its product ubiquitin-conjugating enzyme E2 C-like. Lineage: Eukaryota; Metazoa; Nemertea; Pilidiophora; Heteronemertea; Lineidae. The transcript is spliced from 5 exons. Bases 160 to 702 code for a protein of 180 amino acids. The record is from RefSeq and is a predicted model, not a curated record.
GCCGAAACAGCCAUGGGCGCAGCCAUUUUUUCAUCAUGUGACCUGGUUUCGAAAACGAGGCAUAGCUUUCUCAUUGGGCAAUUAUUUUUGUUGGUCGUCGUUGAUUGGCUGAAAAUUUAAGUGGCGAGUUUAAACCUCUUUCAUUCAUUUUACAUCGACAUGGCUUCAUCACAGAACGUUGAUCCUGCUAUUGCAGCCACAAUGAACUCACAAAACAAAGGCCAAGACCCGUCAAGAUUAAUCCCAAAAGACAAGGGAAAUGUACGAAAAAGGUUGCAGAGUGAUCUGAAGACGAUGAUGUUUGCUGACCCCAAAGAUGGAGUGUCUGCAUUCCCAGAAGGUGACAAUCUCUUCCGUUGGAUAGCAACAGUGUCAGGUGGACCAGACACCCGAUAUGCAAAUCUUACCUACAAGUUGACAAUUGACUUCCCCAGUGGUUAUCCCUGCGUUGCUCCAACGGUCAAAUUCACAACACCCUGCUUCCACCCAAAUAUCGACCAGCAUGGCAACAUCUGUCUAGAUAUACUCAAGGACCAGUGGACCGCCCUCUAUGAUGUUCGCACAGUACUACUUUCAAUACAGAGUUUAUUAGCUGAGCCAAACAACAACAGUCCAUUAAACGUCGUUGCUGCUGAUCUCUGGGCUAAGCCAUCUGAGUACCAGAAAGUCUUGCUGAAUCACUAUGAGAAGAACAAAGCCUAGUUGAUGAGACGAUGUUCUCGACAGCAAAGGGCAGAGUGGACCUAUGAUUCUUAUUAGUGUGCCCAUGUUUGAAAGAUGAACUUUUACGUGGGAGAGAGACCAUCAAAUUAAGUAGUCGUAUUAUAGUUUUCAACUCCAUGUUCCACUUAUGGUGAAGAAUUCAGAGAGCCAAAACAUGGGACACUUAGGUGCUUCUUGUCUAAUGAAUUAAUUGCAAGUCCAGGGAAUACAGAAGUGCUAUAUUUAUUGUAGUUAUACGAAAUCCCAGAAAACAAAAUAAUGUCGGAAUGUUCUGAUGAAAUGUGAGUUCUUACAGAUGGGGCACUUGUAUGGAUAUGCAAUGUGGAUGUGCAAUAAGUUUGCAUCUCAAAUCAUGUUCUCUGAUCACCCACUCCUGCAGCCAGAUUCUCUUUGCAGUGAAUUUUCAACAUUUGUUUUAAAACAUUUCCCGCUGUAUUAACUCACUAUGUAGGGCCUAUUCCUUAUCAAUCGGUCUGAUGUUCAACUUAACGCACAUACAUGUAUAAGGCCACCAAUUUCAAAUCCUGGUCAAAUUUUGAUGAAUUGAAGAGAUAUUUAUGACUGUGCAACUGCUGUGAAUGUUGGAAAAGGAUGAUUUGAACAGGGUGUGUUUGUGAUGCGUGUCUAAAAUGUCCCAGUCAAAUGUAUUUGAUUUGGUUUGCUGGUGUGUCUUCUUGAUAUCAAGGUCGAUCAUAGAUUAAAUUUUAUAUCAAAACGUGUGACAAAAAUGAAGGGCUUGGUUCCAGUUUUUGAACAGGAUUGUUGCCUUUUCAUUGCAGAUGAGAACUGAAUGGCCCGAUUGUGAUGUGCCUCACUCACUUUAUCUUCCACUUUAGUUCCAAGAUGUCUCAUUUCCUCUUCUGUGAACUUAGUAAUGGAACUGCAACAUCGAGGUUGACUAGUUUAAUGUUUUAUUUCAUUUUUACUGGUUCAUCAAUUAUACUGUGUUUAAGUUGUACAGCAUCUGAUGAUAAAUUAUAUUUUUCACGUGUACAUUUGUAAAGUGAUAUGUGAUUGAAUAAAUACAUAUACAUGUA